This is a messenger RNA of Mesocestoides corti, 228 nucleotides long. The record is from the annotation of a GenBank genome assembly. NCBI's taxonomy places the organism in Eukaryota, Metazoa, Platyhelminthes, Cestoda, Cyclophyllidea, Mesocestoididae.
AUGGAUUCCAAAAAGAGCCACGACUUCGAUGAGUCUGUGAAGAAGUUGUUCAAGGAACUGGACAAGGACGGUUCAGGCAAGGUGAGCGCCAAGGAGCUCGUUGUUAUGCUGCGCGAGAUGAAGUCGUCUUUGGAUGAGGCCACAGUAGAACGCCUCAUCAAGAAAUUCGACACCAACAAGGAUGGCGAAUUGAGUCUCGAGGAGUUGGACAAGCUCCUUGAAAUGUAG